AUGAAUGGAAUGGAGACGGCUGCAUCAGAAGGAGAUGUAGGUCAAGAUGACUUCCUGAAUUCUGGUCGUACCGGCAGAAGGAAUGCAAUGCCUGAUAUAUUGGAUGAGAAGCAAGUAGGUGUAACUACAGCUGAUCUACCUGACAAGCUUGUUGGUUUGUCCACUGAACCCACAAAUGUAACAUCAUCAUCCAGUACAGCUCCACUGGGCCAGAACCAGCUUGAGGACCUGGAUAAAAAACAGCAGAGGAAUCCCCUGAACAUUCUCAAGCAAGGGAAGCCAUGA
This is a messenger RNA of Darwinula stevensoni, 285 nucleotides long. The record is from the annotation of a GenBank genome assembly. Lineage: Eukaryota; Metazoa; Arthropoda; Ostracoda; Podocopida; Darwinulidae.